Folsomia candida is the source of this 969-nucleotide messenger RNA. RefSeq names its product testicular acid phosphatase homolog. The coding region runs from base 45 to 557 and encodes 170 amino acids. The record is from RefSeq and is a predicted model, not a curated record. NCBI's taxonomy places the organism in Eukaryota, Metazoa, Arthropoda, Collembola, Entomobryomorpha, Isotomidae. The transcript has 2 exons.
AGCGCAAGUACGGAUUGCCUCUGCCGGCCUGGACAGAUUCAAUAAUGGACUCCAUGCGACGAAUCGCUGUUUAUCGAACCGAUCCGCGCGUCGCCGUACCAACGACGGAGGCACGACGGCUAACAUCAGGACCAAUAUUGACUGAGCUAGUGGGCGACAUGGAAAGGAGGAUAUUUGGCGGUGGUCUUGUUCCCAAAAUGACGUCCUACUCAUCCCAUAGCACCGCCGUGGCUGCCUUGCUAGGAACGCUGGACAUAUUUGAGGCACGUCAUGCCCCAGAAGCUUCAGUCGUCGCGGUAGAAUUACACAGAUUCAGGGGAAACAAUCACGUGGUUCGGAUUUUUUUCCGGAAUGAGACAAAUUCACCACCGUAUGAGUUGGAACUACCGAAGUGCCGGUAUCCCUGUACUUUCGCCAAUUUUAAGACAACUGUUUCUCCGUACUUACUAAGUGAUGAGGAAUGGUGGUGGGAAUGUAGGCGAGGUGUUGGGAGAAGUGCGAGAGGGGAAAUAUAUCACAAUUCAAUUAGUUCUGAUCAGAAUCCCUCCUUAGUUUAAUGUGGGCCGAGUUAAAUAUUUUUGCAGCGUUUUUAAUGAACUCGGUUGAUAGAGUGAUAAUUGGCAUUUCAAUUUAUAUCACAUAUGUAUGUAGUUAAAAACGUCACCAACUUGGAGAAGAGAGAACAUUUAUCAGUCCAUGGAAUCUUAUUUUCAAAGUUGAGAUACGACUUUAGAAUUUUAAGUUGCACAUCCAAUAUGACGUGUACUAAAAAUCAUGAUGAUCCGUCAUCUCAGUCUUGCUCAAAAAAUCGUAUAACACAAAAACCAAAUUUCCCAGGGCAGAUUUAUUAAUUAAAUAAAUCCAUGGUGCAUAUAAAUACAUGUCAUGUAUGUGAUAAUAGCAUUAUCCCACGAUUAACAUAAUCAUAAAUAAUUAUAAUGUAAUAAUAUGUACAUAUAAUGUAAUACA